AUGGGUGGCAAACAGAAAAAGAGAAUUUUGAGCAGACUUGAAGUGACACUCAUUGUGCUUGUGGUAUUUCUUGUUCUUGUUGCAUCUGGGCUCGUAGCAGUAAUAUUUGUCCUAGAAAAUAUGAACAGACACGAAGAUUCAACUACAACUAAACCUUCCUCAACAACUGCAGCUACAACUAGAUCUUCCUCAACAACACAUGCCACAUUCCAGUCACAUACGACUGUUGAUCCUUACCCAGAUGCCUAUCUUGUUGGUGUUGGCAGAGCAGACUGCACUGGGCUAUUGGCAGAUGUCCCUUUGAUGGGAUAUGCAAGCAGUGACCAGUUGGCUGGAGGAAUCCACACGCGUCAGUACAGUCGGGCAUUCAUUGUAGCAGAGCCUGAUAACUCCAAGCGAGUAGUGUUUGUCAGCGUGGACAUAGGUAUGGUGUCACAGAGACUAAGACUAGAGGUAUUGGAGAAACUGAAAACAAAGUAUAUAAACCUGUAUAGACAAGAUAAUGUCAUAUUGAGUGGUACUCACACACACUCAGGUCCUGCGGGCUAUUUUCAGUAUACCAUCUUCAUGCUAUCAAGCAAGGGAUUUAAUAGAGAAGCUACAGAUGCUAUUGUGAAUGGUAUUGUUAAGAGUAUAGACAGAGCCCAUCAGAGUAUGAAAAGAGGAAAGGUCUUUCUUAACAGAGGUAUACUUGGAAACAGUCACAUUAAUAGAAGUCCGACAUCUUACCUUCAUAAUCCGGAAUCAGAGAGGAACAGGUAUGAGUCCAACACAGACAAGGACAUUGUUGUGCUGAAGAUGGUAGACAUGAAUAAUCAAGAUUUGGGAGUUAUCAGCUGGUUUGCGGUUCAUGCGGUCAGUAUGGAUAACACCAAUCACCUUAUCAGCAGCGAUAACCUGGGAUAUGCGUCUUACCUUUUUGAACAAGAAAUGAAUAAUAACUCCCUGCCCGGAGAGGGUUCAUUUGUAGCAGCCUUUGCAUCAUCAAAUCUUGGAGAUGUAACACCAAACACUAAAGGUCCUCACUGUAUAAACACAGGAGAUUCAUGUGAAAACCCUACAAGCACAUGUCCGAUUGGAGGGAUAUCAACCUGCAUGGCUAAGGGCCCUGGAGAUAAUAUAUUUGACAGCACCAGAAUAAUAGGAGAACAAAUAUUCUCCAAGGCCAAGGAAUUAUACAACUCGGCUUCCAAGGAAAUAGAAGGAGAACUUAAUUCAGCUCACCAGUGGGUGGACAUGAGUAAUGUCACUGUGCAGAUUAAUGAAACACACACCGCAAAGACCUGUAAGCCAGCACUUGGUCAUAGUUUUGCUGCUGGUACUAUUGAUGGAGUUGGAAUUCUUAAUUUUACACAAGGAGCUGUAGAAGGGGAUCCAUUUUGGGAUGGAAUACGUGAUGCAAUUCUUGGUGUUCCCUCUAAUGAAACUAAAGAGUGCCAUAAGCCUAAACCAAUCUUGUUGAACACUGGAGAGAUGAAUGUUCCUCUACCCUGGCACCCAACAAUAAUUGAUGUUCAGAUCCUCACUAUUGGGCCCUUAGCAGUACUUGCUGUGCCUGGAGAGUUUACAACUAUGUCAGGGAGAAGACUAAGGGAAGCCGUUAAAAACGUGAGUUAUAUUGAGCUGAAUGGCACGAUAAAUACAGAUGUUGUUAUUUCUGGACUCUGCAAUGUUUAUACACAUUAUGUUACUACUUUUGAAGAAUAUCAGGCUCAAAGAUAUGAGGCGGCAUCUACAAUUUAUGGACCACACACAUUGUUUGCUUACAUCAAAUCAUUUAGUGGCCUCGCUAAUGCCAUUGCAAAGAACUAUCAAUUACCAAGUGGACCACACCCCCCAUUUUUUAAUGAAAGUCAGCUUUUCAGUUUAUUGUCACUUGUGUUGCCAGAUAAAGCUCCAGGAAAUACAACUUUUGGAGAUGUUCUUCUGGAUGUAGAUCCAAAAUACAAAGCAGGAGAAGUUGCCUCAGUAACAUUUGUAGCUGGAAACCCAAGAAAUUCAGUUACAUAUAUGGCAGAGCAAUCGUAUCUGACAGUAGACAAAUAUGAGAACGUAACUGCUAAAUGGCGCACUGUACAUAAUGAUGCCUCUUGGGAGACAAGAUACUAUUGGUAUAAAGGAACUGGAAGCCAAAGCAAUGCUACAAUUGAGUGGCACAUCCCUAAAAAUGUUGAACCAGGAACGUACAGGAUACAAUAUUUUGGACACUAUAAACAGAGCCUCAUACCUAAGGUUAUCAAACCCUAUCAGGGUAUUUCUUCUGACUUUGAAGUUUCUCUAAUCUGAGCCAUAUGCAGAUACAUUUUUUUAUAUAAAGCUGUUUCAUUUGAAUGAUCCAGGAAAGCUGAGUAGAACAAAAAUAAAGUAAAAGUACAUUUGUUUAUAUUUUCUUUGUAAUUUAUGGGUGUACAGCAAAAUAAAUACUGCACAGACAAUACAUAUUAAUUGGAGAAAUUGGAAUAUAAAAU
This is a messenger RNA of Bombina bombina (fire-bellied toad), 2468 nucleotides long. It is a transcript of the gene ASAH2, whose product is annotated as N-acylsphingosine amidohydrolase 2. The transcript is spliced from 20 exons. NCBI's taxonomy places the organism in Eukaryota, Metazoa, Chordata, Amphibia, Anura, Bombinatoridae. The record is from RefSeq and is a predicted model, not a curated record. Gene Ontology annotation, cellular component: extracellular region. The coding region runs from base 1 to 2286 and encodes 761 amino acids. Gene Ontology annotation, molecular function: N-acylsphingosine amidohydrolase activity. Gene Ontology annotation, biological process: sphingosine biosynthetic process; long-chain fatty acid biosynthetic process; ceramide catabolic process.